Paramecium sonneborni is the source of this 1311-nucleotide messenger RNA. NCBI's taxonomy places the organism in Eukaryota, Ciliophora, Oligohymenophorea, Peniculida, Parameciidae. The record is from the annotation of a GenBank genome assembly.
AUGAGAUUCCUCUUUUACGUAAUGUAGAACCUAAUUCAUAAGUACCUGGUCCUGGAUUAUUAUGUGAAACAGAUUUAGGUCUAGAAUUCAUAUAAUCUAAAAAUUCCUUGUUCACUUUAUAAUGUUGUUUUGUUGGACUUUUCUACACUUUAAUUUCAAAUAUAUUAUAAUUUCCAGGUCCUGGAGUUUGAGAGUUACGAUUAAACAUAAUUCGUUAACCUUUAGGGAAAGUAGGUCCCCGAGAUUUUUACAUUUGAAAGACCUCAUUAAUCAUUAUGUUCUCACAGUAGAACUUCUAUUUAGGGAAUCUAUCUGCUUUUCCAAAUGUUUAAUGUAUAUUUUUUGUUUUAGACUCUUUCAUUUAAUUUAUUAAAAUGCAACUAUAUAUUUAUUCGUUCUUUACUAUUGUAUCUACUUAAAUCACUAUUCUAUUAAAAGUUCAUUUCUAUCAAGUUGAAUGCCUUGUACAAUUGUUAUCAUAUUUAAUUUACCCUUUCAUAUUUGAAUUUUCUUAAAUAAUCUGUUGAGUGUUAAAUAAGAAAUCAUUAUAAAAAUAUAUCUAAAACUAAUAGUUUAUCAUAUGGUAAUACCAACAUAAAUAUAUACAAUAUUUAAAAUGACAUCUUGUAAAUUUGAAAAUCACAUAACAGAUAAAUUUUAACAUCAUACUACUGAAACUUUAUUAAGAGACACUCUUCAUUUUCUAAGUAUGAGUAAAUUUUAUGAGUUUUAACUCUGUUAUAAUCCAUUAAUCUCAACCUUAAUUAAGUUAUCCAUAUUAUUUUUUAUUAGGGCUUUUUUUGAGAUCAUAUCUCUUAUUCUCUUAUUCAAUUCCACUUUGUAGUAAUUAGGUACCAUAUUUAGAUUUAGAAAAUGGUCUGGCUAUCAAUUUAAGUGGAGAUUUAUCAUCAUAUCUUACAGAAUAGUUAUGUAGGGUGUAUUUUGAUAUUUUACUUUUUUUGUUUUUUUACUAAACCUGAUAUCACUAGAAUAGUAAACUACCUAAAAAAAUAUUACAAUUUAAAUACAAUAGUUAUAAUAGACUUAAAGACAAUUUAUGAUAAUUGAUACGAAUGAGAUUUUCUUUAUGAUUCUUAUUUCUUUAUAAGAGAUUUUUUUUAAAUUAUAUAUUUACCUUGAAGAUCAUGAGGUUGAAAAAGUAUUAAAUUGUUUGUACAUACAGUAAUAGAGAUGCAGCUAUUAUCAUGAAUUUUUUCAAUUUUUACCAAACAUUUCAUUUUCAUUCAGAAUUAAAAUUUCUCUAAAUAAUUGUACAAUAGAAUUUAUUAUAUAAUUUUAAAGACAUCUUGA